Molecule: messenger RNA, 2727 nt
Organism: Lepidothrix coronata (blue-crowned manakin)
Lineage: Eukaryota; Metazoa; Chordata; Aves; Passeriformes; Pipridae
Gene: TMEM171
Product: transmembrane protein 171
Exons: 8
Coding region: 454-1455 (333 amino acids)
Source: RefSeq, a predicted model, not a curated record
CUGCGCUUCCGCGUCCUUCGCGCCGCGGGAAGGGUGCGAACGGAGCUGCCCCCGACCGGCGUCUGAAUUAUCAGGAGCGUUAAGUGUCCGGUCUUCUUCCUGGAGAGCCCACGGCUCCCCAUACUGCUUCCACAGUGAGCUUUACGCCAUCUCUGUGAGAGGAUGGAAUAUCUCUGAAGGGGUCUCUUCGGCUAUUCUGCUGACACGCAGUAUUCUCUUGACUAAUGCUGGCAUACGACUGGGAGUACACAGGUUGGCUUUUGAUGGAUGGUAGCCAAGAUCUCCGUGGUUGCUAUUCACCUUGGAGGACAGGAAGCUUAUUUAAGAAGAGAAACAGAAAGGACGUUAUUGCUUGUAGAAGGAGAAGCAAGACUUUUGUGCUUUGAAAAGAUCUGCUGUAGUUUGCUGCCAUUUAAUGCUAACAACUCAUCUGCUUGAAGAGAUUCUGUUGUAAUGUAUCCAGUGGCUGUUCCUGCACCAGGAGGUGAAGGAAAUAACAAACAGCAUGGGAAACUUGUUUUUUUCCUUUUUGUUUUUGGAGCUGUGUUGCUGUGCACUGGAUUUCUGCUUUCAGUCUUUAUUCUCCAGUCAUGCCCAUCUGGAACCUUCAGUGACUGUAAUGAGGUCCUUAAGGCUGCUGGGCCAGUGCUGGCUGUAACUGGACUGGUUUGUGUUUUACUGGCACGAUCAAGGGCCAGGAUGUAUAUGAGACAAAGACAAUUGCAAAAUGAGCAGGUGUACAGCCUUGUUUUUUGCCAUGGGAACUGUCAGUUUGCCCAGUUUCUCAUAUUUGGAUUCCUGUUUUUAACUAGUGGAAUGCUCAUUAGCAUCCUGGGAAUUUGGGUUCCUGGUUGCAGCCCUGGCUGGCAUACCAUACAAUUCAACCACACCGGCAGUUCUGAUGUGAACCUCCAGGGCUGUGGAUUCCUGUCACUUCAAAUCAUGGGACCUUUGAUUGUGCUCACUGGGUUGUGUUUCUUCGUGAUAGCUCAUGUUAAAAAGAAACAAAACUUAAAUCUCAACCACGAAUCUUGUGAAAGUGAAGAACAUCCUCAGAGCCCUGAAUCUUUUCACGUUACAGUAGGUGAUGCUGUAAUGGUAUUCCCACCCCCACCACCUCCUUAUUUUGCUGACCCUAUGUCACCAACUGUGACACAUUGUCUUAUGUCGAGUGUUUUGCCUGCAAGUGAAAAUCCUCCACCAUAUCACUCUAUCUUCACUAAUGGAGCACAGCUUGCAGAUGAUGAAAGAAUGGUUGCUGUUAGAGACUAUGAAACCAUAUGUACAAUUUCUGGAAGCAGCUCACCUUCAGAUAUUUUACCAAUGCUAUACCUCUGCUCUGAAUCUCCUCCAAAAUAUGAAGAAAAAGCAUCAAUAACAAAUAAUGAAUAUUCACCAUCUUCUUCCUCAUCCUUUUCAUCUAUUUCCUUAGCCACAUCUGACAUCAGCUCAUAGAAGACUGUCAGUUGACUUAAUUUUUAAAUUAAAUUGUACACAGAGAUUUACAAUUUUUGAAUUUAUUUACAUUUUUUAAUAAAAGCAAUAAUGUUGGCUGUGUGUAAUCUUUCAUCAGGAAGAACAAUGAAUUUGGAUUUCAAGAAAUAACAGAUAAUGCUAGGCUUCUGCUAAAGUAGUCUGAAGGGAGUUCACUGCAGGAAUGUUAAACACUCAUCUGGUUCUGUUACAGCUUCAGUUUCUAUUUUUAAUUGUUCUUUUUAUAAUGAAGGCGUUAAGUAGAGACCAACUUUUUUGAUUAUUUUAAUUAAAUCUGUUUGGAGCUUCAAAAAAGAGAAAUAAUUAGAGUGUUUUCAUUUCUAUUUUUGCAUGACUUUUGUGGAAAAUAGUGGUUUGCGAAGUUAUUGACUUUGUAAGUAUUCUGAGACCAUUCACAAAUAAGGAUGUUUAAGCUUGGUACCAGAGAUGCUGUGAAGAACUUAAAUGGUUACAUUUUGUUCUGCCUGGUAACAAACACUCCAUAGCUUUAUUUAGACUGUCUCUGGUCCUUAUGUAAGUAUAAUCCCUGUGAAAAUCAGUUUUAGCUACAGUUAAGAGCCCAAAGGCAACCCUGAGGAUAGUUAAUAGGCUAACAGUUUAACUGUGGUAAUGACUGAUUUCAGGGGGAUUAUACUGCAGUUUUUUAUUCAUGGUUUAUACAGGGAGUGCUGUGCUUGUUGUGUGAGAGUGAGAGCCACAAAGCAAUGGUAUCUUUCAGGUGCAGACAUUACUUAUCAGCAAAUGCAGGAGAGGCAGUUUCGUGGAAACACAUGCAACAGAUGUUUUUAACCAACACAGCACUUGACAGACCCUUCAGAAAUACAGCCCUCUUUGCUUCUCCAUCCCUCUGCAGCCCCUAGGUUAGUGGUAGCAGCCUGUCCUCCAGCUGGAGGUUCUAGUUCUAUAUUGUGGUUGCUUGCACCUCUUCCUGAGCAGAAGGGUUUGCUUGUAGCAGGUAAUCUUUGACAUUUUACAACUUGCUCUGAACCCUGUUUGAGAAAAACAGACAUGAUUCUGUGCCCAGAAAAAGAAGUGGCAAGGCUAAUCUUUAGGCUUGGUUCAGAAUGAUGAACUUGCCAUCAUUAAAACAUCUCUCAAGAGUGAUGUCUGAACACCUGCGUGCUUUGGGACCUCACCUACACCUCAAACUUGUAUUCUACCUUGCUGAAUCUGGCUGUAACAGAAUGCCAAACUAUGAAUUAAGCAUUCCAAUUCCCUCCUGUGCCUAGCGAA